Molecule: messenger RNA, 1143 nt
Organism: Mucor velutinosus
Lineage: Eukaryota; Fungi; Mucoromycota; Mucoromycetes; Mucorales; Mucoraceae
Gene: TSR2
Product: rRNA accumulation- protein
Exons: 5
Coding region: 1-1143 (380 amino acids)
Biological process (GO): heterochromatin formation; negative regulation of transcription by RNA polymerase II
Cellular component (GO): ESC/E(Z) complex
Molecular function (GO): protein binding; nucleosome binding
Source: RefSeq, a predicted model, not a curated record
AUGACCAAACGUCCACCAUCAUCUCGGGAUUCGCAAGAGCCAGAACCCAAGAUCCAGCGCAUAGACAACAUUUUUAGUAACAUGAGGCUAAGAAGAAUCGUCAAAGAGAAUCAUGGACAUGACAUUUCUCAAUUGUCCUUUUUCAAUGACCAUUUGAGCAAGAAAUCAGCAAAGCAAAUCGAUACCAGUAAUGUACUUGCUUCAGUGGGAGGAUGCCAGUUGAGCGUGUACGAUAAUGAGCAUUGUGGAGACCAUCUAGACAUCAUGUCAAACUUUGAUAUCACACCAUCGCAUGAAAAGCAGGAAGCCAGACACAGGCUAAAGACGGUAUGCUGGUUUUAUAGAGAGAGCGGCGAUGCAUUGAUGGCGACAGCAGGUGCUGAUGCCAUGAUACAUGUAUUGAGCUUAGCCAACUCGGAGGAGAUCAUCCUUUUAACAGGGCAUACAAGCACAGUAAGUGAUCUUCAAUCACAUCCAUUGAACGACCAUUAUAUGCUAUCCACAUCCAAGGACGGCACUGCGAGAUUAUGGGAUCUUCGCCAAGAGAGAUGUCUCGUUGUAUUCGAGGCAAAUGCUGCCCUGUCUAUCUCUUGUUUUCAUCCUUCAGGUACCACAUUUAUCACUGGAAGCGAGCAUGGUGACAUCUAUGAAUGGACUAUCCCGUCGCUCGACAACUCCAUUAGCAAUGAUUCACCAGUAAGAGUAUCUAAACAGGAGGCACGCAUUUUCAACAAACUACAUGGCAGCAAGUAUAUGGACUGCAUCCGCUAUGCGAAUGGCAAUCUCCUUACAAAAUCAGUGGACAAUCAGUUGCAUUACUGGCGACCGGAUACACAGGAGAUUAUUCACUCUUUUUCCAUCGCAUCCCAAGAGAACAACCAUUCAAGAUUUGAUGUGAGCAGAGACGGACACUACUUGUGUGUGGGGUCACAUCAUGGCUAUGUGUAUGUGUUCGAUAUACAUACAGGUGAUCUGCUGGCAGAGCUAUGUCAUAAGAAGGCAACCAAAGCAGUGCGAUGUAGUGUCUUUACUCGAGACUGCAGGCAAAUUGUAGUCGCUGGUGAAGAUGCAUUCAUCAUGAGAUACGAUUACAUUGAUAGAAAGACUUUGGAUGAAUGGGCCAAGUGGAGGAAGUCUAAGUGA